This is a messenger RNA of Bubalus bubalis (water buffalo), 1523 nucleotides long. Its product is annotated as olfactory receptor 1440-like. Gene Ontology annotation, cellular component: membrane. NCBI's taxonomy places the organism in Eukaryota, Metazoa, Chordata, Mammalia, Artiodactyla, Bovidae. Gene Ontology annotation, molecular function: G protein-coupled receptor activity; odorant binding; olfactory receptor activity. The record is from RefSeq and is a predicted model, not a curated record. Gene Ontology annotation, biological process: G protein-coupled receptor signaling pathway; sensory perception of smell. Bases 1 to 945 code for a protein of 314 amino acids. The transcript has a single exon.
AUGGCUGGAGGAAGGAACAGUACAACAAUCACAGAGUUCAUUCUCUUGGGGUUCUCUGAGUUUCCACAGCUCACCGCUGUCCUCUUUUCAAUGUUCCUAGGGAUCUACCUGGCGACAGUGUUUUGGAACCUGGGACUCAUCGCCCUCAUCAGGAUGGACUCCCGUUUGCACACGCCUAUGUACUUCUUCCUCAGUAACCUGUCCUUGCUGGACACCUGCUAUAUUUCCACCAUAGCUCCUAGAAUGCUCUCAGACUUCUUCAGGAAGCAUAAACUCAUCUCCUUUACGGGGUGCAUCAUGCAGUACUUCUUGUUCUCUAGCCUGGGUCUGACUGAGUGCUGUCUGCUGGCGGCCAUGGCUUAUGAUCGCUACGUCGCCAUUUGCAGUCCUCUGCUCUACACAGUCACCAUGUGCCCCUCUCUCUGCGUGCAGAUGGUGGCAGGAUCUUGUGUAACUGGAUUCCUUGGCUCGUUCAUUCAGUUGUGUGCCUUACUUCAGCUCCACUUCUGUGGACCAAACAUCAUCAACCAUUUCUUCUGCAACCUGCCCCAACUGCUAACCCUAUCCUGCUCAGACACCUUGUUCUUUCAAGUCAUGACAUCUGUGCUCACAGUCAUGUUUGGGUUCAUGUCUGUCUUGGUUAUCAUGAUAUCCUAUGGUUACAUUGUCGCCACCAUUGUGAAGAUCACUUCAGCUGAAGGCCGGUCCAAAGCCUUCAACACUUGUGCUUCCCACCUGACAGCAGUGACCCUCUUCUUUGGCUCGGGUAUCUUUGUUUAUGUGUAUCCUAAUUCUGAUGGUUCCUCGAGCCAAAGCAAGCUGGCGUCUGUCUUGUACACUGUUAUAAUCCCCAUGCUAAAUCCAUUGAUCUAUAGCUUGCGGAACAAAGAAAUCAAAGAUGCCCUAAGCAUACGGAAGAAGAAAGUCUUCUCCUGGUGUUACUGACUAUGGAAUUUAUUUCAGUUGUACGCUGUAGGAGAAAUGUCAGCUAAAACAUUGAUCCACAACUCUUCUAACUGCAGAGUGAGUUAUAAUUACUAUCAUCUUCUAAUGUAAACCCAUGGCUGGUGCAAGGACAGGACAACACAUGAGAAGUAUCUGGAAGUUCAUUAUCUCCGUGCUUCAUCAGUGAUGACCCAAUAUAUCAAUAGGUCAAGAAAUUCACAAGCAUUUUUGUAGCUAGUUGUGAUGAUGUGACUCUUCCAUUCAAUGUUCUAUCCUUUAGCAUGUACUACCUCAAGGACCAAUGGUGCCAGUGGACCAAGUAGAUCAAGGUUGCCAGGAGACCAGCAAACCUCUCCAUAGCAUCUCACUUUAGGCAGGACAGAAAUUACUAUUAGUACUGAGCUCUUUUAAAAAAAGAAUUUCCUACCUCAUUCUGUUAGUUCUCUCAUUUAACCUAUUCUUUCACCUCUGGAAAUCAUGAAUUCAUUACUUCACUUAUGGACUUGUUCAAAGCAAAAAUAAACAAGAGAUCAAAGAUUUGUUAACUUCAUACAAAAAUAAAUUUGUUGCAACAAGAA